Messenger RNA from Corythoichthys intestinalis (scribbled pipefish), 13558 nucleotides. RefSeq names its product SLIT and NTRK-like family, member 4 (gene slitrk4). Gene Ontology annotation, biological process: axonogenesis; regulation of presynapse assembly; positive regulation of synapse assembly. Gene Ontology annotation, molecular function: protein binding. The transcript is spliced from 4 exons. The record is from RefSeq and is a predicted model, not a curated record. NCBI's taxonomy places the organism in Eukaryota, Metazoa, Chordata, Actinopteri, Syngnathiformes, Syngnathidae. Gene Ontology annotation, cellular component: membrane; glutamatergic synapse. Bases 1362 to 3995 code for a protein of 877 amino acids.
CAAGAAUGAUGCGCUAAGGCCGGGUCGACCAAGCAGACAAUUUGGCAGAUGAAGCAUUUCAAAUCCUCUCCUUCUGGUUUGUGACACUCUCAUACGGAAGGACAAAAAGACAUUCUCUGCAUCCUCCUCCAGUGGUGUUGGAGGCUCAGUGAAUGCGGCUGAGGAAGGAGCGAGCACAUUUUUACGCGCCUAACACGGAUACUGCGUUGUCUUACAGGAGGAGAAACUACAAUCUUCUGCCUUCUCUCUCAGACAAGCUUCUUUUUUUCUCUAUUUGGAUCAACUGGCUGCACAGAUUGUAACUUUCCACUCGCAAGUUGCUUUUUUUUCAUGAUGGAAGCACAGAGUUUGCUACUGAUCAUUUGCACCGCAUCAGACUAGCGGCUGAAUAACUGCAUUAUUCAUUUUUACACUCCGGUUUGUGCUGUCCUUUUGUGGUUUUGCUCUUUCUUUUGAAGCAAUGUGUUGAUUGUCCUUUUUACACUCAUCCUUUCAUAUGGCUGAAACAUUUUUUUGCUGCAACUGGAAAAUUGACAGUGUUCAAGGAUGGGAAGAAACUGGAUUUGUGCAGCGAAAGGAAAACUGACAUAUCAAUUACACACAGGAGAACUAUAUACUAAUAAGACUGGGAGUGCGUUGCCUUUCAUGUGAAAUAUUAUCGCCUUGAGCAACUUCAGUACUCCGGAUCGUGUCAAUAAACAGUGGUAUGUUUAACUGGAUCAUCAUCGGCAGUUGAACCGGACACACAGCUUAGAGAGUCUUACUGUCAACCCCUUCAGUUUAAAACUAAUAAGAUUACAAGGAUGGCUGACUUGUGGCAUCGCAUCACCAACCUUGUGCACCUUCCCACGGCUAGGAGUCGCUGGACGCGCCAGCAAGAUCUCUAGAAUCUGUCUCCCUCUCUUGUGUUGCAUUUCACAAACCUUGCUGUAAUCUAUUCGUCUCUUUUCUAUCAACCUGAUAACUAAACAAAUGUUCUCCCAUGGAGUUGGGACAACCUUGGGACUCAAACAAGCCGUGGGGCAUUUUUUCCAAGCACGCGGAGCCCGUCUGCAAGAGACGCAUCGGGUGAUAUAGGAGCCCACCCUGCUCUGCCAUCUCCUCAGCACCCUCCCCAUCCGCCCCCGUCUAAGCCAGCAAGCUUGGCUUUCCGUUGAUGUGCAGCGGUCUGCAUGGAAAUGAAGGCACGGGGAAGCCUUGUUGCGCCCCUGAAAUGUGCGUUUUCUCCGCGGCUGAGAGUGCUUCAGCGACACCAUUCUAUCCAUGUCCCACCAAUUCUACCCCGAGUCUCCAAAAGGAGCCUGUCACCUCAGCUUUAGGCUACUAAAUGAUUUUCUGGGGGAGGAUUUUUAAUCGGCGAGAUGAUGCUCAUUCUCCUGCUGGCAGCCUUUUCCUCUUCAAUCUCAAGCUCCUCCCUCUCCUCCCCCUCCAUGUCAGAUGGACUCCCAAUGGCAGACCCUUCUGCUCCGGACUUGAUGUCUGAAACUUGUAGUGCCUGCUCCUGCCUGUCGGUGGAAAAUGUGCUCUACGUCAACUGUGAAAAGAUCACUGUAUACCGGCCGACACAACUCAUUCCGCCUGUGUCAUCAUUAUACCACCUCAAUUUCCAAAAUAACUUUCUAAUUGUUCUCUACCCAAACUCAUUUCUCAACUUCACCCAUGCUGUAUCGCUGCAACUGGGGAACAAUCAGCUGCAGAACAUUGAAGGUGGCGCAUUCAUGGGUAUGAGCGCAUUAAAACAGCUGCACCUGAACAACAAUGAGUUGAAAGUGCUACAAGCAGACACAUUUCAAGGAAUAGAAAACUUGGAGUACCUUCAAGCUGACUACAAUUUGAUAAAGUACAUCGAAAAGGGAGCCUUCAACAAACUGCAUAAAUUAAAAGUGCUGAUUCUGAAUGACAAUCUUAUACAAGCACUUCCUGACAACAUAUUUCGUUUUGCCUCCCUCACACAUCUGGAUAUAAGAGGGAACAGGAUCCAGAAGCUUCCCUAUUUGGGGGUUCUGGAGCACAUCGGACGGAUUGUUGAGCUGCAGUUGGAUGAUAACCCCUGGAAUUGUACCUGCGACUUAGCACCGCUGAAGGCAUGGCUUGAAAACAUGCCCUAUAAUAUUUUUAUUGGAGAGGCCAUAUGCGAAACACCAAGCGACUUGUACGGAAGGUUACUGAAAGAAACCAAUAAGCAAGAGCUUUGCCCAAUGGGUACAGGAAGUGACUUUGAUGUCAGAAUGCCACCGGCCCCCCCUGAUACAGGACAGUCAACCUCCAAAACUUCCCCGACCUCCACGGUGACCACAAAAUCACCAAAAGCCACAGACUCAUCAAAAAUUUACGGAAAUGGCAUUGUAGCCGGAUUACCCCCUUUCGGAAGAAAUAGCCAGAUUGUGUCAUUUCAGACAAGGAGCCCCCCAAUGUCAUGCCCACAGCUGUGUAGCUGUAAAACUCACCCAUCAGACUUUGGCAUAAGUGUCAGUUGUCAAGAAAGAAAUAUACAAAAUCUAGCAGAUCUUAUUCCUAAACCGGCAAACGCCAAGAAACUUCACUUGAGUGGGAAUUACAUUCGUGACAUAAACCCAACUGAUUUCCGCGGAUUUGAAGGUUUAGAUUUGCUUCAUCUGGGUAGCAACCAAAUUGUCACGGUCCAAAAAGGUGUGUUUGCUAACCUCACUAAUCUGAGAAGACUGUAUCUGAAUGGAAACCAGAUCGAACAAUUACACCCUGAGAUGUUUUUGGGCCUCACAAAUCUACAGUACCUGUACUUGGAAUACAAUGCCAUUAAAGAAAUUCUUGCAGGCACAUUUGACUCGAUGCCAAAUUUGCAGCUCCUGUAUCUCAACAAUAACGUAUUACGGAGUCUUCCUGCCUAUGUGUUUGCAGGCCUGUCUUUAGCCAAACUCAAUUUGAAAAACAACCACUUCAUGACCCUACCAGUGAGCGGUGUCCUGGACCAGCUGCGCUCUUUGACCCAGAUAGAUCUAGAGGGAAAUCCGUGGGAGUGUUCCUGCGAUUUGGUCGCUCUGAAACUAUGGCUAGACAAGCUAAGCGAUGGAGUUGCUGCAAAAGAAGUCAAAUGCGCCUCUCCUGUGCAAUUUGCGAACAUUGAACUGCGCCUGUUGAAAAACGAAAUCUUGUGCCCAAAGCUUAUUGCUCGGCCACCAUCUAUUUUAACUAGCGCCACCCCCGUCGUGACUUCAGUUUCACCAGCAGGAGUUGGCAAAGCCCCGCCAGGAGGUCCCGUCCCUCUCUCAAUCAUGAUCCUUAGUAUUCUCGUAGUGCUGAUACUUACAGUGUUUGUGGCCUUCUGCCUUCUAGUCUUUGUCCUCAGACGGAAUAAAAAACCAGCUGGUCGACAGGAACUAGGGAAUCAGGAGUGCGGCUCCAUGUCGCUGCAGCUCCACCGACAUGGCCACAAAUCAGGCAAAAAAGGUUCCAUUCCGGGAGAUGAAUUGGGAGGUGAAACAUUUAUCCCUCAAACAAUUGAACAUAUCGGCAAGAGCCACACUUGUGGCAUUGGACGCUCAUCAGACAUGGACGCUGGGUUUAAGUUUGCCGACUCGCAAAGGCAGAAAAUUAUCCUGCGAAGCAGUGCCGAAAAGGAUAAGGAUGCACUUUCCACCUUGGAGCGCAACAAGCGCCUCAGCACAAUCGACGAACUCGAGGAAUUCUUACCAAAUCGAGAGCCCAGCAUGUUCAUCCAGAACUUCCUGGACAGCAAGAGAGACUUCAACAGCAUAGGAAUGGGGGCGUACGAAAUCCGUUACCCGGAGAAAUCUCUGGAUAGAAAGGUGAAGAAAUCAUCUCUGAUAGGUGGGAACCACAGUAAGAUUGUGGUGGAGCAAAGAAAAACCAGCUGUGCGCAUACACUCCCUCGCAUACACACACAUACAGCAACAAAGUGCCUUCUGGAAAACCGUUAUGACCAAUGCUUAGGUGGAAAAAAUGGCUCCAUACGACAAAGCUUUUACUUGGAUCAACGAGGAUACACAUUACAGUGAAAGACGUUUGGAUCAUCCAUGUAUGAAUCAUACCUAGAUACCACAAGACAGCCUACAGAUGACCUGACAGUCUUAGUAUUUCUGCUGCUAAGGAAAUGGUGACUAUGUAUUAUUUUCUGUUGUUGUUGCUGUUAGUUUUUUCCUAACGAAUGAAAUGGUCUUGGAACAGUGCUUGAGAAUAUACCUCGCAGGUCCUUCCCUCAUUUUAUAAGAGAAGGCUGGAAACCGAAAAAUGAGGGCACCUCAGUCAUAUCCUUCUUGGCUCCUAAAUGUACAGGUAUCUGAUGACUACUUCUGAGAAAUAGUAGGGGAAUUAGUGGCAAAGAAUGACUCAGUGGAUUCAACCUUUCUUUUUUUCACUUUGUAAGGAUAUUUGUUUAUUUUGGGGGAAGCUCUCUGGAGCUGCUUGCAAACUUUAUGCCAUUUUGUCAGGAUUAUACACUAUGCUGAAAGGCUAAAUGGCUCCUGUUUUGUGUUCAUGGGAAGGCAACGUACUCCAGAACACUUCUCAGAAUGAUUUCAAGACUUAUUUUCUUUGUGUAAAGAGCCAUGUUAAUAUAUAGUGUAUUCUGAAUGGAGUUGUGUUUUUUCCUCUUCAAGUUACUAUUUCAAAAUGUAUGUUUUUGGGUGAAACUGAAUCGGCAAUUACACUGUCAAUAGACGUUUCUAAAAAUGAAAACCCAAGGAUAAAAGAGUACAAAGCUGCUUGCCAUGUAAGCGUAACUUGGAAUUUAUUUUGUAAGUCUUACAUUAUUUGUAUUUGUGGGACUGGUUUGUAAAUUACACUGACCAACAUCUGCAUAUGCACACACACCUACAUGCUGUAUUGCGUAACAUCAUCGUAUAGAGACUGCGCCCCAGAAAUGAGAUCAUUAAUAGGACUCAAUGAAUAAUAACCCUCACCCCUCUUGUCAGUUCUCAAUUCAUAGUAAAAGAAUUUAAAAAUCAUAGUUAGUUUAUUUUUCUAUGCAGGAUUAUUUAAAGAGAUUAUGGUAUUAUUGAAAAAAAAAAAUACGACAGUACACUGAGCUGAACUAACUUUCAUCAGAGCUAAUUGGUCACAGGUAUAUGUGACUGUUGAUUUGUUCAGUGGUUUUUCAGUUCUGUUCUCUUACAAGUUAACAUGAACAAUGGUGAAAUGUGAUCUGUGUUGUUUCGCACGACAAGCCUGGCAGAGUCUAGAAAGGCUCAAACCCGUUCCUUAUUCUUACAUCUCCCACAGCAUCUUGUAAAAGGUUUCUUAUGAACUUAUGCAACCAAAAUAAAUGUGCAUUAAACUUAAUAAGGUUUUGGAUUGUUGAUAUGAGAGUGGUGACAUUCUAAAAAUGCGAGCUCUUAAGAUCAUCAGACAAUGUGCAAUAUUAGGGAACUAUUCAAGUAGGAAAUGGCUUUGAAUCUUGUUUAUUUAGUUUGAGGUAAUAUUGUUAAAAGACAAGAUGCAGUUUAAAAUUCAUUUACUUAACUAUGCGUUUUCUUUUUAUUUAAAAGUAUUGUUAAGUCAAACUGAUGACGUUCAAUUGUUUGUUGACAUUGCAAAUGAAUAGAAUGUAACUUGGAAGGUACAAUAAAUACAAAUUUCUAUCAGUCAUAAAUCUCCUGUAUAAUGGUUAAUUUUCUCUUGUAUUAUCAUGUUAAUAUGACGGUAUUAAAGUAAGCACCUAUUUGCACUGUGUCCCCACAAUUUAUUUCAUGUUGCACAACUAGUAUUCUAUGACACUUUAUUUACCAGUCAAGUAGGCAAUGUUCAUAAACAUUGAAACGACUGCAAACUGGUAGUUCCCUAAAGUUAAAAUUUUGGACAAAUAUCUUAAGUGGCAGAAUGUUGAUUUAUCAAUUGAUUUUUUUUUUCAUGGUAUGAAAACAAAGUUUUCCACCGACCAAUUGCAAAUAAUUUGAGCAGAUUUUGAGGAUGCUGAAACUGCAAUGCCACUUUGACUCGUGCUUUUUGUGGCACAAAUCUUUUAUCCAACAGGUAUAAAGGUUUCUUCUGUUUUUGGCACAUAUCAAACAUUCAUGCUUGUUCCAUUUCAGGGUAAAAAAAAAAAAAAUCUGGAUUUCCAUCUCUGUUAAUCCCACCACCUAUGGGGCUUUUGGGGAACCAAGUAGCUGAAAGUAUGACUCACCCAGACGCAAGAGAAUUUUCCUCAUUAAUUAUUAAUACUUUGGCAGUUAUGAACUAAAAAAGGAAGUGGGAAAGGGUAGUAAAUUUAGAUAAGUCCUACCACACAAAAUGCUCACUGUUCUACAUUUUUCCCUCCGCUGCCCGGUGGGUCAUAUUUGUAAUCAUAUUGCUCUGUAAUGUGAUGCAUGUACUAGGAUAUUUGAUAUAGACCAUUCGCACUUUUACUUCAGAGAACUAACCGUAGUGCUGAAGUUCUAUGAAGUUCUAUUAUAGGGUACUUAUCUCACUCAUUGGCUGCCAUUGACGGCCUUCGAGGUCCAAUCCAUUUUGCCAGCCACCCCGUCGAAUUGGAUUGGACCUCUCGUGCGGUCAAUAGCACUGAAACAUGAGCUUCCUCCCAGUUUAAAUAAAAAGGAUUUGCAUUGUUGUCAAUAGAAAAUAUUGAGUUAAAUAUUAUGGGGAAAAAUAAACUUUAGAGUGUUAUUGAGGGCCAUAACGAGAGUGUAUUUCUGUUUUUAUUCAUAUUAUUGUAUUAAUUGUUUUCAUUUAAAUUUUAUUAAUUUAUAGUUUUAUCCAUGUAAAAAAAUGGUAGUGUAGGCACUCUCUACCCUCAUACUGAAAAAUGAUAUCACUUUUUCACCUCAUCAUAUCACUGACCCUGAAUAUUUUAGGCAAAAAGGCAAAUUUGUUCUAAAGUUAUCGUGAAAUUGUUUUUUAACUUCUGUAACCUUUAACCUUAUUUCCCCAAAACUUUAUUUUUUUCAACCUGUCCUGAUCAGCUGCUUGACAUGGAGAAUGAGAAUCUGAGUGUCCUAUCGGUCUGAACAGUUUUAAUGUAUCACAUGGGAAUAUGACAUAUUCCCGAUAUGAUUACUCAGUGCGUUUCGUUUAUUAGGAGAAAGCAUCGAUCAGGAAAGGGUUAUGGGGGGACAGAAAGCAAAAUAGAACAGGAGAGAGAGACAGAAGAGAAUAACAAACAAUGACAAGAAAUACAUUCAACGCCUAAACUAACUAUGAAUACAGUAGUGCUAUCCUUAGCUAAUUGUAUUACCGGUUGACACUAUGUAGGGGCAUGAUGACCAAGCAGAAAAAUCACCUCUUCCGUUUGAUAUUGCAAAGAACUGCAAGAUUUAAAAUAAUCCCUUAAUUCAUUCUUCAGUUAUCUAUAUUCAGACAUAUUUUUAACCUCUGUGACGUUUGACACUUUUACCGUAUAAGCUUAAAAUUGUAUCACCUCUUCAAUUUCAUAUUACAAACAAAUCAAGCAAGUUUGCCUUUAUUUGCUUUCUUGAACACAAACAAUAAAACAGACAAACGCAAAAAAUACAUAACCUCUGUCUCACGAAGGUUUUACCUACUGGCGGAGGUGGUCAUAAUUUAGACCUUAAGUACACUAAUGUGGACACCACAUUUCACUCAUGUAGGCCACACUUGUUUGCAUGUUCUGAAAACUACCAAAAAUAGUCAUUUGCCCAAUAAACUAUAAGAGGAAAAUACAUUUGUAUUACUGCCUAUGUCAGAAUGUCUGAUAAAUGUUUCUGUGUUUUCCCACCUUAUAAUUGUAAUAUAUCUCUGUGGAUAGUGUUGCUGAUUUUUUUUUAAACAAUCCACCCUGUGAAUGAGAGCAUUCUCCAAUAUUGGAUUUGCUUUGUAUUUAUCCCUAUUACUGGGGAAAUUAUACAUGAAAAAUUGGGCAAUGUUUCCCGACCUUUAGAAAAUACAAUAAUCUAUUUCACUUCAGAUAAAUAUCAUGGUACAUAAUCAAACAAAAAUGUCUCGCAAAGUUGUGCAUAAAUUAGUAUAAUCAGUUUGAAAUUUGGUUUUUAUCUAGAACAUAAAGUUUGUAUACUCACGGGAAGUCCAGUUUUAAAGAAACCUUUAACAAAAAGCCUUCAGUCUCAUAUAUUUUGGAGAGCUGUGUUGAUUAUUUUAUUGUCCUUUGUUUCAGUUCUGUUCGACAUUGUAUGUGCUGUAAUGUGAUCUGCUUAGUCCAAUUGUAAAUUAAUUUCCUCCUAAACACCUUGCUAAACUGUGGAGUAGCAAUUGUAACAGCAGUUGUACAAGUCUAUUGUGGGCCUGCAUUGUGUUCGGGAAUGUUACUGUCGCGGUUUUGGCAUCUGUUGUGGUCAGGUGGAUGUAUGAAAAGGGGUGGCGUAUCCCCAGUUACCACUAAUUACUCAGCACAUCCCGAUGAGAGGGAAACAAUACCUCGCAUUCCCGCAAGCUGCCUCAUUAAAUGUGGUGGUGAAGUUUAGCUGGGGAUACCAGGCUGCCAUUUUGACAUUAUAUUUAGUAACACGGAUUAAAGUAAAUCAUCUUGCUUCGUUGUCUCCAAGAGUUAAAGAUGAACUUUUAUUAUUUGACUUGAGCCCUACUAUUAUUCUUAGUUCAUGAAGCCCUUGAGCAUGAGGUGACAGUAUGUGACUUUGAAGAGAACACCGUGUCACAGGCCAGAAGCGAAAUGAUAUAAGCUUUCGCUAGCUUUCGUCUUUGUUUACACAGUUAGUUUUACAGCACAAAACUGUGGCUCUUGAAAAGUUUUUAGGCUCUUGUAUUCAAACCAUUGAAGUCAUUUUCAAAUAUGAUAAACCAUAGACUUCAUAAUGAUAUUGACGGUACACGGUGCCGAUUAAUAGGGGACCUAUCUCCGUCAAAACUGACCGAGUGGAAACACAGAUUAAGAGCUUUUUCCGUUGAAAAUUGUUGUGAAUAAAUGCUUAAAUCCCUGAAUUGUUUUUAAUAUGGACGUAAAACAGUCUUGAUUCUUUGGUAAAAGAGUGAAGACCCGGGCAGUUAGCAUUUAUUUUAUGUAAAUAUGUCAAAUGUGCUGCUAGUCUUUAAGCCAAUGUAGCGCCGCCUUAUCAUCACAAAUAGCUUUUUCCCUUGAAAAUUCUUGUGAAUAAAUGCUUAAAUCCCUGAAUUCUUUAUAGAUAUGGCCGUGAAACAGUCUCGAUUCUUUGUUAAAAGAGCAAAGACCCGGGCACUUAGCAUUUAUUUUACGUAAAUAUUGCGAUCUAUGAUGCCAAUGCCGUAGCGGGUAAUUUGUCCCAUUGUUUUUUUAACGUUUCAAAAUGCAUGCAUGGUACGAAAAAUAUAAUAAUUACCUUGAAUCCUCGAAUAAAUUACUCCUGAGACAAUCCUUCCUGUUUGUAUGCGGUACAGCUUUCAUAUUUUUUCAACGUAAAUCCGGCGUUAGAUCGCUGCGUCAGUGUGUUUGAGGAUAACUCCUCUUGAUGUGGGCAGGCUCCCUGCUUGAAGGCAAGCGCAGUGAAAGACGGAUGUGACCCGUCAAUACAAGGGCAUAGGUUUGCAUAGGGACGGUAGGGACAUAACACUACCAACUUUUCACGAUGCUCAAAUUGUCCACAUCAACUUUGAAGAAACCUGCGUUCUAUUAUGAGUUCAGUUAUAUAGGUAAGGGUUAGAUUGUCUUCCCAUAUGUUGAAAGGAUAGAAUAUACCCUACCAUUAUUAAGUGAAUUAUUUUCAUUAUGUUCUUACAUUUAUCCCUUUUCACUUACUGAAUGUGCCAGUCCAUUUUUUUUCACUCAAACACACGUUUGAUUGGCUGAUGACUUGACCCUUCUCCCAUCACACAGACACACACCCACACUCACACAGUUUUGACAGAUUCAUAUCAACAACAUACCGCCUCCUCUGCCCGCUUUAAAAAGGACGGAUAUUUGAAGUUUUUUUUUCAGCCAGUAGCAGCCACUGUACGUGAUAUUAAAAGACAUCAAUGUUUUUGAGGUGGGGGAAACACAACUAAUGUUGCUACUGAAAGUCUGACUUACAUCAGAGUUGGCAUGAUAUUAAACUGUGUGAUCUUGCUAACAUACAAAAGUACUGUGGUCAGGCAGUAGUCGCUAAUUUGGAUCAUUGCUGGCAUUAUGUGCAUUACGGUAAUGCAGCGCGGUGGCUUCAGAGUCCCUUUAUUCAAAGAACAGGGAGCUAUCCAAUAAUGGGUUCACAUCAGGGAGACACUGACAUGAACAUAAACAUGAAAUGACAUGAAAAAAAUCUGUGAAAUGAAAACACACAUCAGAAUUUCAGGAGAAUACUUUGGUUCAAAUCUUGGAUUAUUUUAGUGUGCGUCAGAUGUAAAUCGGUCCUUACAUAUCUGAUUUAAAAAUAAUAAUAAUAAUAAUAAUAAUAAUAAUAAAUAAAUCCAAAAUCACAAUAUUACAAUAUUUUAGUUUGAGUCUAGGGGUGCUCCAGUGUCUCCCAGAAGUGGACCAAUUAUUGCAUAGCUCCCUGUUUUGUUUUGUUUUUUCCCAAUAAAUGGACUUGCACUUCUAAAUGUUUCUUUAGUAGUUUUGAAAACAAAGGUGUGAAUCGAACGUUGUAUCACUUGAACCAAAACACAUGAAAGUUAAUAUAAGUCGAUACAGAUUUAUUUUGCAUUGAUCAUUUAGCCUAUCAAUUAAUUUGGUUCAUAUUUGUGAGAAAUGUAGCCCUAACACCCAUUCAAUAAUCCGUUUGGUCUUAAUAAUGUCCUAUCCUCAGCAAAAACCAUACAUGCAGGUUAUGCUGUUAUGUCAUCCCUACCAUUGUUCAGACCAAACCUACGCCCUUGCGUCAAUAUCAUUAUGAAGUCUAUGGAUAAUCAAAUACUGUCUUUAAAGAAUUGGUCAGGAAGCUCUUGGCAUACUGUAUGUCUUAUACAGUGAUACUACUUAAGUCUUUCAGUUCCAUUUCUGAUUAUGAGAAAUUAGCUCGUCGGAGUAGAUUUCCAAUCCAUUUGAAGUGGGAGGGCUGACAGAGAAUGAAUAUAAACUACUGCUCAACAAGUUAGAAAACAAAUACAUGUGAAUUAACUUUAUCUUCAGAUUUUCAGCUUGAAUUUGCGAGUAUUUACAUCCAAAUCAGGUGUAAACUGUAGAAGUUGCAAAAGUUUGUAGAUGAGCCUCCAACCUCAUGAAGGAUCAAAAGUAGAGGGUUAAAUUACAAAUAUGACACAAAGCGUCAAUUUUAAUACUUGGUCAAAAACCUUUAUAGUCAAAAUCACAGUCUGACAUUUGGAGAACAUUGACUGGAUUUCAUCCCUGGUGAGGCUCUGACAGUCCUUUGCUGCAACUGAAUUAUAUCUAAUGUGAUUUGAAGCAUUUGGCUCAAUGUGAGCGGCUAGCAUUGUCUGAAACACUACAGUAUUUAUUCUGCUUUCGUCAGCAGUCAAAUUGUCAAAUAUAAUCAAUAAAUGCGAAUAAUCCAGCUCCAAUGGCCGGCAUAAGUGGCCAAAGUAUGGAACAACUGAGGAGCCAAUUGUCCAAUUUAAUGUGAAUGAGAAAUUCAGUAAGUGGAGAUGUUGAAGUGUUCCAAACUUGAGGAUUCAUUUACUGCAUAGAAGUUGUAACAAAGUAUUAAAAAGUGUGAAUUUGCAAAUGCUUGUGAGUAUGUCUAAUUACUUUUGGUCCAUUAAAAAAGUAGAAGACACAUUUAAAUGUGUUUUAACGCUUGAUCUCAGAAUUUAUGAUAAUAACAUUUUAUUGAGAGGCAAACAGAGUAGUCACUGUUUCACGUUGCCUGCCAUUCGAAUGUAAAUGGUAGUUAGCAGUCAAAUUUUCCAAUAACCACCAGUGAAACCUAAGCCCUUCACAACCUGAGACAUACAGUACACAUGCUGUGACACCAUGAACUGUUGCCCCUUUUGCUUUAGUAAGAUUAUUAUGGGAAGGCUUAUUUAUGUAUGAAGCAGAAAAACAAUCCGGCUAUCAUUUACUUUAGUUUUCUCUCUACUGUUAUUUAAUCCAAACCCCCCACCACCACCACCACCACCCCCACUUUUUCCACUUUUCACCACACUGUUUGCACGGUUUCUUUGAAACACUUCAUAUGUGUAGCAUUACUUAAACAGAUAUCAAAUUCUAACUCACUGUUUCAUAUUCACUGCUGACAAUUGACCUCUUUGUCCAAAUUCUAUUGAGUUGCUGAAAAUUAAAGUUCAGGUGACUCUAUGGUGGCAACUUUUUAACUGCAAACGUGACUGUCCCUGUUUAUUGAUGCAAAUGAGUUAGUAGCAAUGUUCACAUUUUUUAAUAGCUCAUCCCAUCCUCUUUCUAAAGUGCAUGCUUUUUUUCUAAUAUGAAAAUUACCAAACUUGAUCCAAAACACCACUUUGCCUAGCGCAGACUCACUGUGGCAAUUUAGACGGGGAAGAAAAUACAUACAACCCCUAGCAAAAAGUAUGGAAUUACCAGUCUCGGACGAACACUUACUCAGACAUUUUAUCAUGCAGACCAAACUCAGAUAAAAAGCUUGAAAAAAAUAACGAAUUAGUUCAAAAGUGCAACUCUUUAGCAUUCGGAAACAUUAAAAGAAAUGAAUAAAAAACAUUGUGGUGGUCAGUAAAUGUUACUUUUAUAGAGCAAGUGCAGGGAAAUAUAUAUGGAAUCACUCCAUUCUGAGGAAAAAAAUAUGGAAUCAUGAGAAACAAACAAAGAAAUAACAAUCAAAACACAUCUCUAGUAUUAAGUAGCACCACCUCUGGCUUUUAUGACAGCUUGCAGUCUCCGAGGCCUGGACUUGAUGAGUAUUCUUCAUCAAUUUGAUUCCAACUCUUUUUGAUUGCAGUUGCCAGAUCAUUCAUGCAGGUUGGAGCCUUGCUGUGGACCUUUUUUUUUUCACAUUUCCACCACAGGUUUUCAAAAGGGUAGAGAUCUGGGCUAUUUGCAGGCCAUAACAUUGACUGGAUGAUUCUUUCUCCAAGGAAUGCUUUAACAGUUUUACUGGUAUGAUGCAUUGUCAUCUUCAUAUUUUCAAUUGAAGGGAUAAGAACGCUGUCUAAAAGUUCAUGUAAACUUUAUUGAAGAUUUAAGCACAGCCAUCUCCCCAGUGCCUUUGCCUGACAUGCAGCUCCAUAUCAUCAAGGACUGAGGGAAUUUUGAUGUUUUCUUCAGGCAGUCAUCUUUGUAAAUCUCACUGGAACAGCACCAAACAAAAGUUCCAACAUUAUCACCUUAUCAAGAGUCAAGAAUCUGCAUUGGACAAGGUGAUGAUGCUGGAACUUUGGAUUGGUCCAUAUUUUUUUCCUCAGAAUGGAAUGAUUCCAUAUAUAUUUAUAUACAGUGGUACCUCUACAUACGAUCACUUCGACACACGAUCUUUUCGACAUCCAACGUAAAAUUUGAGCCGCCAUUUGUUUCUACAUCCGACGAGUUGCUCGAAAUACGACGACAUGACAGCACUGCAAACGAACCCACGGUGGAUUUUCUUAUGUGAGAAAUCAACACAGUUUUCAAAAAAAGUUGAUACAGUUGGAGAAACAAGGAAAAAAGUGAUGCUUACCUUUGAAAUGAAGAUGCAAGUUAUAGAAAAAUAUGAGCUUGGGGUGCGCGUCCCUGAACUGGCUCAACAAUACAGCUCCAUGAUCCUCUUAUGACCACCGUUCGCCACUAUUUAUAAGUUAAGGUGACAAUUAUUAUUGUGGUAACAUUGCCAAGGAA